Danio rerio (zebrafish) is the source of this 2591-nucleotide messenger RNA. RefSeq names its product neuroplastin b (gene nptnb). The record is from RefSeq and is marked provisional. NCBI's taxonomy places the organism in Eukaryota, Metazoa, Chordata, Actinopteri, Cypriniformes, Danionidae. Gene Ontology annotation, biological process: modulation of chemical synaptic transmission; regulation of multicellular organismal process. Gene Ontology annotation, cellular component: postsynaptic density; dendrite; plasma membrane.
GCCGCGGGUUUCGCGCACUGACAGCUGAAGGUUUUCCGCGAUGACGGACACUCGGAUGGCCCAGCAGCAUCAGCAUCAUCAACAUCAGCAGCAGCAUCAGCAUCCCUGAGCGCCGGCGGCAGCAGCAUCCUCUCCUCAUCCGUCCUCCAUGCAGCAGAACCGCGCAUCUCCUAUCGCGUUUCUCGCCGUGCGCCAGCGCUCCUCCUCCGCCAUCCUCCGCCGCUGAAGCCGCUCCGCGUCCACCCUCCGCCCGCAGAGCACCGGCUCUCCUCCCGCGGGGUGAUGAUGCUGUCCUACAGCGGGAUACUCGCGCUGUUUCUGGUCCACGGGAACGUGAUGCUCCCGUACGUCUCCUCUCAGAACGCUGGGUUUGUGAAGUCUCCGAUGUCAGAGGUCAAGCUCACCGGAGACGCCUUCGAGCUGUACUGUGACGUGGUGGGGAACCCGGUGCCGGAGAUCCAAUGGUGGUACGCCGAUAUAAACCGCGCAGACUCCUUCAAGCAGCUGUGGGACGGGGCCCGGAAGCGGCGGGUGUCCAUCAACACGGCAUCCGGAGCCAAUGUGGUGAGCGUUCUGGCCAUCUCUCGCCUCACGCUGGAGGAUGCCGGGAUCUACGAGUGCCGUGCCAGCAAUGACCCACGCCGGAACGACAUGCGGCAAAACCCGGCCAUCACCUGGAUCCGCACGCAGGCCACCAUAACCGUGCUGCAGAGGCCACGAAUCAAUGCUUCCGAUCAGGAGAUCUUGCAGCCUAAAAGCUCCAAAACUAGCCAGGAUCCUCCGGAGCCGAUCGUGCUGAAGUGUAACCUGACCAACUCACACAGCACACACCAGGAGACCUUCUGGAUGAAGAACGGCCAGGAGAUCUCCAGCAGCAGGACACAGCGCAAGCACACCGAGUUCAGGUUAAAUAAGCCCAGGACUGAUGAUUCUGGAGAGUACAUGUGUGUUUACACCUUUAAAUCGGCACCCAAUGCCAAUGCUUCCAUUGAGGUCAAAGCUUGUCCUGAAAUCAUAGGCCAUAAAAGAAGUGAGAAUAAAAAAGAAGGAGAAAAUGCGACGCUGUACUGCAAAUCUGCUGGAUACCCGCAUCCCGUGUGGACGUGGCGCAAGAAAGUGGGCAGAGAUUCUUACAUGGACAUUGACAACAGCACAGGGCGCUUCUUCAUCGUGAACAGAGAGAACUUCACCGAGCUGAGCAUUCUGGAUCUGGACAUCCGCACAGACCCGGGCGAGUAUUUCUGCAACGCCUCCAACAUCAUCGGCUUCACAAACUCCAGCACCAUCCUGCGUGUGCGCAGUCAUCUGGCCCCGCUCUGGCCCUUUCUGGGCGUCCUGGCAGAAAUCAUCAUCCUCGUGGUCAUUAUCGUGGUGUACGAGAAACGCAAAAAGCCGGAUGAAGUUCUUGAAGAUGAUGAACCAGUCACAACAAUGAAAACAAACUCUACGAACAACCACAAAGACAAAAAUGUCCGGCAGCGGAACACCAAUUGACCAAUGGACCAACACAGAGCAAUGCUGAAGAUGACCAACUGCAUAUCCUGACCAGACGGACGUGUCCAAGGAGAGGAGACGCUCGUGGAGAUGCAAAUCCUGCCUCGCGAGGUGAAGAAAACAACAAUAACCACAGCAUUACACUGGCACAAACCUACAAUAAAGACUGUCUUAAGUUUGCCUUAUUCAGGCUCAUGAUGUGUGUGAAUGCGGACGCUGACGGGGAGGAUGAGUUUCCGUGCUGUUGUCGUUGCAUAUCUUUCUUUUAUCAUGCCCUCCUGCUGCACUAAUUCUUUUUCAUAUCUACAUGUUGUCUCGAAUGCAUGCAAUAACAUAAUCUAAUAAGAUUCAGAUAUCGUUUUCUAUCGUUACUUUAGAUGGCGUUGCAUCCAAAUGAAUAACCCGUGUGUCUGUUUAUGUGUGUGUGUGAGAGAGACAGUGUGUGUGUGUUUUUAAAGAAAUUUAAAUGGAUUAAAAAAAAGAGGAUGCGUCAAGAUCUUUGUACAGUUUAUCAUCCAAUAAAUCAAUACUAAAAGGAGGUGUUUUUGUCUUAAACUAGAAUGCAAGAAUUUUGUGAGUGGCAGAACAGUAUUUAAUCUUAAAGCUGAUAUUGUAUUAAAUGAAAUGGAUAUAUGUAACAUUUAUUUUCUAGAGUUAUUUAGACGUCUUGUACAUGUGGUGCUGUAAGUGUUCCAAUAUUACGAUAGCAUCUGUAAAAAGCAACAGAGUAUAUAUAUAUAUAUCUUUGUUUUUUUUUAAUAAAUAAAAAUGUCAUAUUUCUUUUUAGAGAAGAGAUGAUUCUUGUACAGCAUGGCUAUAAUCCUAUGCAAUAUGUAUUCAUAUAGACCUACUGACAAUUGUAAGUUGGGGCGGGUUUGUUUAAUUUCAGAGAAUAAAAGCUUUAACGGGACAGUGAGUUAAGGGUGCUUCGCAUUUGAAAUGCACUGCUGUAGUUGCAUGUCAACUCCUGAUCAAUACAGUGUGUGUGUCAACCUGACAAUGGACCAACAUACAUGGGAGGAAGUGGGUGGAGCUAAAGCCAUUACAAACUAUGUGAAACCAAUUGUUUCCUUUUUCAAAAUAAAGGUUCCAAAAUA